AUGUCUUUUGCCAAGGACGUCGUGGAUUCUAUGGUCAUGACGGCCAGUGCAUUCGAUAAGCUCUCCGAUGACGAGAUUGAUGAUCUGCCUGUUCUUCCUCUUGUUAUUGCUCGUUGCUCCCCAACAACAAAAGUCCGCAUGAUCGAUGCGCUCCAUCGCCGCAAAUGCUUCGCUGCUAUGACCGGUGAUGGUGUCAACGACUCGCCAUCUCUCAAACGCGCUGAUGUUGGCAUUGCUAUGGCCAAGCUGAAGUUUGUUCUUCAUCUCCUCGCCGAGAAUAUUGCACAAGCUUGUACUCUUCUUAUUGGUCUUGCCUUCAAAGACCAGUCUGGCCUCUCAGUUUUCCCUCUUGCGCCUGUUGAAAUCCUCUGGAUUAUUAUGAUCACUUCCGGUAUGCCCGAUAUGGGUCUCGGUGUUGAAAUUGCUGCCCCAGACAUCAUGCAACGCCCACCGCAGUCUCUUAAAACCGGCGUCUUCACCAUGGAAGUCAUGGUCGACAUGGUCGUCUACGGGCUCUGGAUGGCUGCCCUCUGCCUUGCCGCCUUCUCCGUUGUUCUCUUCGGCUUCGUGAUGCAACCUCGGUAUCGGCUGCAACGAUGCUACAGCGAAGUGUGCGACACCGUCUUCCGCGCUCGCGCCACAACCUUCGUUUGCCUCACCUUGUUCGCCUUUCCUCGCCUGGGAGAUGGUCAACAUGCGCCGCUCGUUCUUCCGCAUGCAACCUGGAUCUAA
Messenger RNA from Pseudogymnoascus destructans, 732 nucleotides. RefSeq lists its product as uncharacterized. Gene Ontology annotation, molecular function: P-type calcium transporter activity. The transcript is spliced from 3 exons. The coding region runs from base 1 to 732 and encodes 243 amino acids. Gene Ontology annotation, cellular component: plasma membrane. The record is from RefSeq and is a predicted model, not a curated record. Lineage: Eukaryota; Fungi; Ascomycota; Leotiomycetes; Thelebolales; Thelebolaceae. Gene Ontology annotation, biological process: intracellular calcium ion homeostasis; calcium ion transmembrane transport.